Messenger RNA from Solenopsis invicta (red fire ant), 1498 nucleotides. Its product is annotated as vacuolar protein sorting-associated protein 26C. Gene Ontology annotation, biological process: intracellular protein transport. The coding region runs from base 390 to 1289 and encodes 299 amino acids. The record is from RefSeq and is a predicted model, not a curated record. Lineage: Eukaryota; Metazoa; Arthropoda; Insecta; Hymenoptera; Formicidae. The transcript has 6 exons. Gene Ontology annotation, cellular component: endosome.
CUGAAAGAAAAAAAGAACAACUCGUUGCCGUUAUAAUUAUUUAUACGAUAAAUUCACAUAAAUAUAUCGUUUUUGAGAUUUCGAUCGGGAAUCUAAAAUUCUUGGCACUCCGGUGAAUCCGAUGAUUCUUGAUCGAGGAACAGCUGAUCGUCAGUCACGACUCCGCUGACAGCUGACUUACCAGCGGUGGUCGCUCAUUGUUCCUUUUUUUACCCGAGUUAAUUCUCUCGAAUACUUGGAGUCAAGUCUAUGGAAUUAAUCAAAAAAUUUCGAGCGCAUUAGAAACUGUUGAUUAAGUACUCGACGUUGGGUGACUUCACGUAACACAUGGGUUGAUAUCUCUGGUACGACGUUUGACAAGUGUUUAAGAAAAGAGAUCAUUCGUCAAAAUGUCAAUCAAUAUAGACAUAAAAUUGAAGCGAGCGAGCAAAAUAUAUCACGAAGGGGAGGUGGUUGCUGGUUUGAUAUUGUUGAAGACUAAUUCAGACGUGAAGCACGAUGGCAUAUUUCUCACCAUGGAAGGCUCGGUGAAUUUGCAGCUUAGCUCCAAGAAUGUCGGUAUUUUCGAAGCAUUUUAUAAUUCCGUUAAGCCGAUACAGUUAGUACAAUAUACGCUGGACGUCGCUCCUUCGGGUAAGAUUCCCAGCGGUAAGACGGAAAUACCAUUUGAAUUGCCAUUAAAGCCCAGGGGAAACAAAUCUCUUUACGAAACGUAUCACGGCGUUUUUGUAAAUAUACAGUACCUGAUACGCUGUGACAUAAAAAGGAGCUUUCUCGCGAAAGAUGUGAGCAAAUCGUUAGAGUUCAUAGUCGAAGAUAAAGCGAGCGCUAAAGUGGAGAAAGAUCACAGUAAAAUCGUGUUUUUCAAAAUAAUGCCAGAAUCUCUGCAAAACACUCGAGACAGAUCAAAUGUACCAAGGUUUUGCAUUUCGGGGAGAUUAGACUCUUUAUACUGCAAACUCUCUGAACCUCUAACAGGAGAAGUGGUGAUCGAAAAUUGCGAGGCUGUUAUAAAAUCUAUAGAAUUACAAUUGGUGAGAGUAGAAACUUGUGGAUGUGCAGAGGGAUACUCCAGAGACGCAACGGAAAUACAAAACAUACAAAUCGGGGAGGGUAAUGCUUGCACGAAUCUUGCAAUUCCAAUCUACAUGAUAUUUCCAAGGUUAUUUACAUGUCCUACUUUGAGCACGAGCAACUUCAAAGUUGAAUUUGAGGUAAACCUUAUCGUUGUAUUUGAAGACGAUUAUUUGGUCACUGAGAAUUUUCCUAUCAUACUCUCGCGAUAUUAAAAGUUAUUAAAGAAAUAAAGAUAUUUUGUAAAAUAGUAUACUCGUAUAUAUAAAUAUUUAUCAUAUAAAAUAUUUAUUCAAUUGUUAUAUGUAUUUCAAAAAUGUAUAUAAAAGAUGUGUUUCACACAUACACAUUGAUGGACGAGUUAAUUGGAAACUUGACAGGUAAAAAGACUCUAAAUGCGAAAAAUACAAAUCAUACAAACUAU